Molecule: messenger RNA, 1820 nt
Organism: Ochlerotatus camptorhynchus
Lineage: Eukaryota; Metazoa; Arthropoda; Insecta; Diptera; Culicidae
Product: CLIP domain-containing serine protease B8-like
Exons: 4
Coding region: 532-1743 (403 amino acids)
Biological process (GO): proteolysis
Molecular function (GO): serine-type endopeptidase activity
Source: RefSeq, a predicted model, not a curated record
AGAUGGCGUGAAAAUGCUCAGUUGGGUGUCCCUCGGAGAAAUUUAAACCGCUUCCAUAGUAAAUAUUACCCAUACAAACUUCAAACCAUUUGCGCGACAUCUAAACCUUAAUAAAUUUUUCAAAAUGCGUGUCCCGACUCAUAUUUUGGGGUUAAGAAUCAACUGGAGUGUGGCCUAUCAAAAUGAAGCACGCUACUGUGCAACCUUCCAGCUCACGAAAAGCAUAUCUUACCAUGUGCCUCAUCGGCACACCGAAUUUGCUUCUUGAAGUCAACCAACUCAUGAUGCCAAUUCAAACAAAAUUUGUACCAUGGGAUUCCCAGGAUGUGAAUCAGUGAACCAAUAUUUUUUCCUAGCUUUCUACAUCCGUAUAACUGGUUCCAAAACUGACCUAUCUCAGUCGAUUGGUGGAAUUUCAAUUAACAACCAGCUACAAAACCGGCUUCGUUGUGUCUGUCAUUCAUCAAGUUUGUUUAUCACCAGUAUGGUGGAGCUUAGCUACGUGAUCGUUUGUAAGUUCAUUCGUUUGCCAUGGCUCGUGAUAAGCUGACACAUUUUUUCUCGGAAUUGGUACUUGCGGUAGUUGUUUUGGCCGGAUCAUCCUUACAGCAAGAUGACCUUCCUCUGGUUUGGGAGGUAUACAACAGCUGUGACAUCCCGAAUGAAGCGGUGAAGGGAAUUUGCGUGAAUCCUGAGAAUUGUCUGGCUUUUCAGAAUAUUACCAUAGGAGAAGAGCUUGGAUCCGUUGGUAGGCUGAGCUUCGUGAGCGCAGUGCAGUGUGAAUCGAACAAUGAGACGAGAGUUUGCUGCCCGCAAAGAGGUGCCUAUAAGGAUCCUCAGCUGUCGACGGACGUGCCACGGCUGGAGAGGACUCCAAAGCCACACAUAUUGCUUCGGUUUGAUUUGAACGACUCAUGUGGACAGCAGCAAGCAUACCAGGAUAGGAUACAGGGAACGAUGACUGACAUUGACGAAUUUCCUUGGGCGGCUUUGCUGUUUUAUCGGAACAACUUUCAGGGCUGCGGAGCAGUGCUGAUCAGCAGGACAUUUGUGAUGACGGCUGCGCAUUGUCUGGUUGGACCGAACUAUGACCAGUUUGGACCACUGCAAUUCGUCCGAUUACGUGAGUACAAUACUCUGUCCAACCCGGACUGCACUGUGAUACGAACUGAGAUCGGAAAUGCUCUGGAUUGCAACGAGGAGAAAAUUGACGCACGUUUCAAGUCAAUUAAAGUACAUCCAGAAUACGAUCCUCGCGACACUCAGCAGUACAACGAUAUCGGGUUGAUCGAACUAGAUCGAGCCGUUGAGUAUUCGGACUUUCUUCAACCGAUUUGCCUACCAAAGGCUGGAUUGCGCGUUGGCUUAGCGGAGCGAAAGUUCUUCCAAGUUUGUGGAUGGGGUAGAACGAACUUUUUUAAUAAGAAGGUGGGAAGCAAAAGCCCCAUCAAGAUGAAAGCUAGUUUGCCGUUCGUCAAAGCGGAAGAUUGCAUGAUGGCCUACGAAUCUCAGCAGCUAGAUUUGGGACCAGGACAGAUUUGUGCGGGCGGACGGCGAGGUCAAGAUUCAUGCGCCGGAGAUAGCGGUUCACCGCUGAUGUUCUUCGAUCAAGUCAAAGAAAUGUGGGUCGUUAGCGGAAUCGUGAGUAAAGGGCCCGCUUCCUGUGGGACGUACAACAAGCCUGGCAUCUACACGAAUGUGCGGUAUUACCUCCCGUGGAUUCUACGGAAUGCUGACCUUUGAAGGAAUCGUUUCGGAUAUGAUUAACAGUUGAAAUCAUUUGCACAUUUUGUUGCUAAGAAAUUGAUUAUAUUAAAUGC